Cajanus cajan (pigeon pea) is the source of this 3484-nucleotide messenger RNA. RefSeq names its product protein SMAX1-LIKE 8. The record is from RefSeq and is a predicted model, not a curated record. Gene Ontology annotation, molecular function: ATP binding; ATP hydrolysis activity. NCBI's taxonomy places the organism in Eukaryota, Viridiplantae, Streptophyta, Magnoliopsida, Fabales, Fabaceae.
AUGGAAAAUUACGAGUCCCCACUCCCAAACACAACACAAAAGGCCUUUUUAAAAAUUAAUGUUUAUCGAGAAAAAGCAAAGAUGCCAACCCCCGUGCACGCAGCCCGCCAAUGCCUAACAGCGGACGCAGCGAGGGCCCUGGACGAGGCAGUAGCGGUGGCCCGCCGCCGAGGACACGCCCAGACGACCUCCCUCCACGCGGUGUCGGCCCUCCUCUCCCUGCCCAUCCUCCGGGACGCCUGCUCCCGCGCCCGCAACUGCGCCUACUCCCCACGCCUCCAGUUCAAGGCCCUCGACCUCUGCCUCUCCGUCUCCCUCGACCGCGCCCCCUCCUCCCACAACCACCUCCCCUCCGACCACCACCCUCCCGUCUCCAACUCCCUCAUGGCCGCCAUCAAGCGCUCCCAGGCCAACCAGCGCCGCCACCCCGAUAACUUCCACUUCACUCACCACCAGCAGCCCUUCUCCGUUUCCUCCGUUAAGGUCGAGCUUCAGCAUUUGCUACUAUCCAUCCUCGACGACCCCGUCGUCAGUCGCGUCUUCGCCGAAGCCGGCUUCCGAAGCUCCGACAUCAAGCUCGCCAUCCUCCGCCCUCUCCGCCCCCGCGCCCCGCCCAUUUUCAUCUGCAACUUAUCCGACCCCCCGCCUCCGCCUCCGCCGCCGCGCCGCUUCCCUUUUUUCCUCUCCGGCGACGAGAAUUUCCGCCGCAUCGGGGAGGUCCUCGUGCGGAGCCGGGGGCGGAACCCCUUGCUCCUCGGCGCGUGCGCCGGCGAGGCGCUCCGGAGCUUCGCGGACGCCGUGGAGAAGCGGCGGGAGGGGGCUGUCCCCGUGGAGCUCUCCGGGCUGCGCGUGGUUUGCAUUGCGGAGGAGGUGGCGCGUGGGGAUUGCGCGGCGGUGGCCGCGCGCGUGGCGGAGGUUGGGGAUUUGACGGAGGGGUGUGUGGGACCCGGGGUUGUGGUGAGUUUGGGGGAUUUGAAGGAUUUUGUGAGGGAUGAUGAGGUGUGUGAGGGUUUGAGGAGUGUGGUUGGGGAAUUGGCGAAGCUUUUGAGGGUUUAUUAUGAUAAGUUUUGGUUGAUGGGUGCUGCUGCGAGCUACGAGAGUUACUUGAAAUUCGUGGGGAAGUUUCCUUUUGUUGAGAAAGAGUGGGAUUUGCAGCUUCUUCCUAUUACCUCUGUUAAGCCUUCUGAAUCGUAUCAGCGUCCCAGGUCCAGCUUAAUGGAUUCAUUUGUGCCAUUUGGUGGCUUUUUUUCGUCACAGUCUGAUUUGAAAGGUCCUCUGAAUGGCUCCUUUUAUUGUGUUCCCCACUGUCAUCAGUGUGGUGAAAGGUGUGAACACGAAGUGCUUGCUACUUCCAAGGAAAGGUUUUCUUCUUCAGCUGCUGAUCCGCUCCAAUCGAACUUGCCUCCGUGGUUGCAGGCUGCAGAGUUUGGCACAGCAAAAGGGUUGAAUGUGAAGACCAAAGAAGAUGGUGUUAUGCUUGAUGGUAGUGAAUCUGCACCACUGCAUAAGAACUUAGACAAGAUAUGCCAGCAUCUGCACCAGCAAGAUGGAAAUACUUUUCCAACUGUUGUGGGGUUUCACUGUGGUGCUGACAAGAAAAAGGAAGAUGCUGACAAUUGCAGCAUCAAAAUUACGGACAAAUCACCUAAUGAAUUCAUCAAUCUCAACUCCAAUGUGCCUGUUGGCAUGCAAGUGAUGCAUAUGUCACAAUCAAGCAGUUCUUUUCCUGCACUUUUCAAGGCAAAGCAGGAGAAAUAUCCUUCAAAACUCGCUGAAAUGUUCCAGAAAGUGGAAGAUCAUGAGUCAGGAGACCUAAGAUCGUGCAACAUGUCCAAUUCAAGUGUGUGUGAUGGUAGUCAAAUGUCUCCAACAUCUGUAACUUCUGUAACCACUGAUCUGGGGUUAGGAAUAUGCUCUUCUCCUACCAGCAACAAAUUGAAGAAACCUUCUAUUCAAUAUACAAUGGAGCCUCCAAAGGAAAUCCCAAGUCGAUUUUCUUCAAACCUCAAUUUGGCUGAUGGGAAUAUCUUGAAGUAUCCAUCCCAGUCUUCAUCCUGCUUAAGUUUUGACUACUGUGGGCAAGUUGAUGCAAAAAAUCCCAAAUUUCUUUUUGAAGCUCUUUCCAAGGAGGUAAGCUGGCAAGAUGAAGCCUUACGGGCAAUCGUCAAAACAAUUGUUUGCAGCUCAACAAAAAGGGUCAAGCAUCGUGAGGCAAAUCAGUCUGGGGAUAUCUGGAUGAAUUUUGUUGGACCUGACAGACUUGGUAAAAAGAAAAUAGCUGUUUCUUUGGCUGAGUUAUUAUAUGGGAGCCGGGAAAGCUUCAUUUUUGUGGAUUUAAGUGCUGAACAAAAGAGGGGAUUCAAUGUGAAAUUAAGAGGGAAGACUACCCUUGAUUUUAUUGUAGGGGAGUGUUGCAGGAAACCCUUGUCUGUGAUUUUCCUUGAAAAUGUAGACAAGGCAGAUAUUCUAGCUCAAAAUAGUUUGUCUCAAGCCAUCAAGACAGGAAAAAUUACAGACUCACAUGGACGAGAAGUUAGUGUAAACAACACAUUGUUUAUUUUUUCUUUCUCAGAUUACCAAAAUAGUUCGAUGCCAACAGGGGGACCUUGCAAUUAUUCUGAGGAAAGAAUACUCAGGGCAAAGGGGGGUGGUAUCAAGUUAGAAGUUGAACAUGUGAUUGGAGACACCAGAAGCCAAAGCAACAGUGUAACUAACAAUUCAAUAGAUGCCAUUCCCAAUCUAAAUUUCCUAAACAAACGAAAGUUGAUUGGUGAUAAUGAAUUUCGUGACCCCCAUUUACUCUCCGAAACAGCUAAAAGGGCCCAUACAACAUCAAAUUGGCUGUUAGAUUUGAAUCUCCCAGCUGAAGAGAAUGAACAGAAACAAACAAGUGAUGGAAACUCUGAACAUGGCUCAACUCAGAGCCAAAGCCUUUGGUUACAAGAUUUGUAUGAUCUGGUUGAUGAAACAGUUGAUUUUAAACCUUAUGAUUUUGAUGCACUUGCGGAUAGAGUGUUGAAAGUGAUCAGAAGUAACUUCAACAAAAUUCUUGGAUCCGAGUGUUCGUUACAGAUCCAGACAGAAGUCAUGGACCAAUUGCUAGCAGCUCAAUAUGUUUCAGACAGGGUAACGGAGUUGGAGAACUGGGCGGAGGAAGUUCUUUGUGGAGGAUUUACAGAAAUACAGAGAAGGUACAACCUCUCUGCUAGUUCUAUUGUAAAACUUGCAACAUGUCCAGACCAAGCUUAUGGUGUACACCUUCCCCCAAGGAUAAUUUUAGAGUGAAUACCGACCAGCAAAUGUUGUAUUUUCCAUCAUAUGGAUGUAUAAUUUAGCUGUAGCAUAUAGUGAAACUAAUUUAGCCUUCAAUCUUAUUAUUUUGUUGGGUUUGUUUGUCUUGAUUUUAAUUGUGUAUAAUAUGUAAUCUGCAGCUAGUGUUGUGUGAUUAUCCUUUGCAUAUUUAAAUCAAAUGCCUUUUUUGUUC